Spizellomyces punctatus DAOM BR117 is the source of this 2969-nucleotide messenger RNA. RefSeq lists its product as uncharacterized. The coding region runs from base 624 to 2855 and encodes 743 amino acids. The transcript has 13 exons. The record is from RefSeq and is a predicted model, not a curated record. NCBI's taxonomy places the organism in Eukaryota, Fungi, Chytridiomycota, Chytridiomycetes, Spizellomycetales, Spizellomycetaceae. Gene Ontology annotation, cellular component: membrane.
GGUCUAUAAAAGGGGGGCCUUUUCCCUCUUUCCUCUUUUCCCAUCCUCGACUCAAAGCAUCCGCCCAACAAGUCUCAGUCCAUCAUGAGAAUAUUGCUCUGGUGCCGAGGACCUCGUCCGCCCGACAACGACAACAACAUAACCCCUUGCAAACACUGCUACUACUAUGCUGCAACGAUCGCAGUAUCUGAACAUCCUCCGACUAAAGAAUUUCGGAAUCAAGGGCUUAGUAGGAUUUCUCUCGUGGUGGUGGGCGCUAGUUACCCGGUUAGAACAACCGUAAUGUAUUGCAUGUGUAAUUGGGCCUAGUAGUAGUUGGUUGGUUGUAAGGAGGGAAUUACUUGGCUUUUCCGAACCAGUUAUCGCUGGUUUAUUCCCUGGUGUAGUAGCUAGUGCCAGUUUCUGUCACCUAAUACACUAAGCGCGUGAGACGGGGCUUUGCUUACCCUUUGACCCACAGCACCGCUUCGCCCGCAAUCGUUUUGCUUUCAACUUCCGACCCGCCCAAACACUACCAAGACAUUGCUAUACCGUCGCUUCUCACAAUCGAUCGGAGAGGGCUCCUCUCCAACACACCCUCCUGACUGUCAAUUGCGCCUAAAACUCCGCUGAAGAGAAACAUCAUGUACAGCAUUGUCAUUCUCAUCCUCGUCGCACUAGGAUUUCUCGUCCUGGGGCUUUUACAAUACUUUGGAGACUUUCGAAAACUGCCAUGGUACGCACUACUUGUGGCCUUUUUGGCGUGGCUUUUCCCAUUCUCUUUACCCCUCAUACUACCGUUGGACUUGGCAUCGACCCAUUAUCGGAAGUGCGUGGAGGAUGCGAAUGCGAUCAGAUGUGACCGGCCGUUAGCCUAUGUCUCCGAAGGAUUUUUGCGCACCUUUUGGCAGAUUGUGUAUUGGACAAUGUUCUGUUUGACAUGGUUCACCAUUCCUCUUAUGCAAACGUGGAUCCGUGCGGGCGACUUUCGUUUCGGCCGUCGGCUCUGGGCAUCACUGAAAGAUAAUCUGGUGUACUACGGUGGCCUCGGAGCUGUUGGACUGGUGUUCCUCAUCUACACAUUAGUUGUGAUGCAUAUCAAUAAAGAUACACUUCUUUCAAUGGGCAUUGCUGCGGCGAAUGCAUGGGGUCUGCUUUUAAGCACCGUUAUGAUGGGAUAUGGCUUGGUGGAGAUUCCACGGACGCUAUGGUUUGAUGCGAACACCCAGUGGUGCCUGAGAUACAUGGAGUUUACGGCGCCGCGAGUGAAGGAGAGUAUGGUGGACGCUGAAGCCGAUCUGUAUGACGUUUCCAGGGAAAUUGCUAUAGCAUCGAGGAAAAUAGAGCUUGGCGACGCUCUGCGGCCCCUUGUUGACAAGCUCAUGGAAAAAUGCCCAUUAGCGUUAGAGGAGCGCAAUAUUGAUCGAGAGGAGAUGGUAGCGACUGUCAAUGAGGAUUACCUUAUUAGCCUGCAUGCACGGAUAAAACGAGCUGUUAAAGUUUUGGAUCGAACGCAAGCGCAGUACCAGUUUUUGCUGCAGAAGGCCUUCCUGUACCAGGACGUUAUUGAAAAUUAUCGAAACAAGGAUAGAAAAUUCCAGUCUACGCUUGUCACCGUAUCCGAAGAUCGCUUUAAGGAUAUAAAACUUCGAUCAUAUUGGUGGUAUUAUGUCUGGAUUCGUCCUAUCGCUCUCCGCUUUCUCAGUAUCAUUGCGGUGCUGGCCUCCCUGGCCGUCAUUUGGUCGGAAUCGACCUUCCAAGUGGAGAGUGUCACAUUAUCCGUGCCAGCCGUGAUUUUAAAGUCGCCAUAUAUUGGAUAUGUUGCUUUGGAGCUUGUUGCAAUGGGCUUCAUUUUGUACAUGUGUGUUUGCGCAUAUUCAACCCUCUUCAAGAUCAAAUUUUUCGAUUACUACCUGGUACCAGAACAUCAUACAGAUGAAGGAAGCUUGCUCUUCAUUGGGAGUUACCUAUGCAAGCUGACCUUUCCACUUUGUUAUAAUUUCCUAAACAUGGUCACUGACGAUGAGACCAUGUUUGUAACCUAUCAGGGAAAAGCCGUCAGCUUAACGCCUCUUUUGGGUGAAGGAUACAACAAGUGGCUGCCAGAAAUCGUUCUUAUUUUUGCGCUUCUGACGCUCUUCAAUAUGCACGGACGGCUCCUGCGACUGUUUAAAAUCAAACAUUAUUCAUAUUAUGAGGCCAUUGCGCCGAAUGAUGCGGAUAUUGAAGAAGGACGACAAAUUAUUGAGCAAGCCCGUGCCGUUGAAGAGCGUAAACGAACUGGUGGCACGAUCGAUUCCCGAUUCUCAAAUGACAUUACAUCCACGUCGCGACAAAGCCGAAUUGGAAGCACGCGAACAGCUGGAACAGCAAAGGAUUUGCUAGCAAAGUACAAAUCAGGUGGUAGAUUUGGGCGAGGGGCACCGAGCAACGAUAUUAAUUCGACCGUCAAUGUACCUGCGGGUACGGCUGAUGGCACCAACGCGGGUGGUCUGUGGACGUUCAAAAAGGCCAACCCGUUCAAAGGGUUUGGCUUGUCGGCAUUAAAAUCACCGGCCGCCCCAACAGACGGAGGUGGAAAGUUCCAGCGACUUGAGGAAGACUUGGAAUCUGUGGGUGGACGAGAAGGAUUUGGUAGCAGAGAGUCUCUAAAGACAAACAAUCAAACAAAAAGUGGUCGCAAGUUUGGUGUGGUAUCUGGGACAUCCACAGCAUCAAAAACAGAUAGCGGAGGUGGGGGAUGGGGAGGGCUUGGAUCAAACUGGAGUGAUGAAAACAAGACUGCUGGGAGUGCUGGUGCGCAGAAAACACCCCCAUCAUCUCGAAAAGCAGGACCAGCCAAAGCACCGACCAAGAAUAUUUUUGAUGGCGUGUAAUCACCUCAUUAUUUUUUUUUCAUAAUAUAUAAGUUUUUGUGUACGUGAUUCUAUAUGCAUAAAAAUUGAAUUAUGUACUGUAUAACAAAUGAGACUACAUGUAACAAUGAGGUA